Molecule: messenger RNA, 1320 nt
Organism: Mercenaria mercenaria
Lineage: Eukaryota; Metazoa; Mollusca; Bivalvia; Venerida; Veneridae
Exons: 2
Coding region: 1-1320 (439 amino acids)
Biological process (GO): deoxyribonucleotide biosynthetic process
Cellular component (GO): cytosol
Molecular function (GO): ribonucleoside-diphosphate reductase activity, thioredoxin disulfide as acceptor
Source: RefSeq, a predicted model, not a curated record
AUGUCCGUGUUUAACGAGGAAAAAUUUAGCGAAGGACUGGUUUCGGAACUAGCAUUGUUUGAUCUUCCAAGUACGCAGACUAGCGUAACGGACGUCUAUUAUGAAGAAAUUCGUCCGAUUUCACAAUUGUCUGACAGUGCGAGUCCAAUCGAAUUCCGAAUCGGUGGGCAAAAUUCCAUGGAUUAUCUGGACAUGAAAGGAACGCAACUAUACGUCAAACUGAGAGUGAAGACGGCUGCGGGCGCUAACUUAGUCGCUCAAAAGGUUGGACCAGCGAAUUUGUUUCUCCAGGCCUUGUUUUCAUCCACAGAGGUAACUUUGCAGAAUAAAGCAACGGUUACAGCGAACUACAAUCCGUACAGGGCUUACAUACAGACGAUAUUGAAUAAUGGACAGGAUGCCACUUCACAACUACAGUCUCAGCUAUUUUACAUGGACACUCCAGGAAAACACGCUGUGACAGAUCCUGGUGGUGCAAACAUGGGUUUGUAUGAAAGGGCCAAACUGAUAGCGACAUCGAAAACGUUGGAUCUGCAGGGUCCCAUAUUUCAUGACUACUUCUCACUGGAACGUUAUUUGUUGAAUCAAGUGGACGUCAAAGUAAAGCUGUACAGAAGUUCGCCAGACUUUUGCUUGGUUAGCAGCGAAUCAUCGCCGGCAUUCAAGAUUGAAAUUGAGGAUAUCUAUAUCUUAGCCAGGAAGAUUCGGGUAAAUCCGGCGGUAAUCUACGGACACGCAGAUAUACUGAAAAACACCAACGCCAAAUAUCCGUACACUCGAGUUGAAUGUCGGUCUCAAAGCGUGGCUUCGGGUAGUACUAGUUUUCACUGGGAAAACAUUCUUCAAAAUCAACGACCGAACAAGGUGGUUAUCGGUUUUGUAAAAUCGAAAACGGUCUCUGGCGACUACGGCACCAAUCCAUUCAACUUUGAAAACUGUAACAUACAGAGCAUUUAUUUAUACGCCGACGGACUACCUGUGGGAGGCAAUCCCUUAAAGCUGGACUUUAACGAAGUCACUGGACAGUCUAAUAUACGGGCCUACGUCAAUACAUUUACUGCGACUGGCAAAUGGAGACAGCCGGAUGAAGGAAACCAACUGAGCAGAGAACAAUUUAAUGCUGGAACAACAAUGUUCGUAUUCCAGUUGGAGCCAAACUUCGACCAUCAUGGAGAGUACUUGUCGCUAGUGAAAACGGCGAAUGUCAAACUGGAUGUACAGUUCUCCGCUCCACUAUCAGAGAGUGUAAGCUGUUUGGUAUACAGUGAAAUGUCCGGUUACUUCGAGUUAAAUAAAGAGAGAGACAUCAUUACGCAAUGA